AAUGAUUCGUCUAACUCAAAGCAAAUCAGUGGCACGCUUUUCUGGAGCUCUAUGGGGACCUAUUCAUGAAAGACCAAUUGUUGAUAGAGUAAUGUCUACAUCAUAAUGGCCAGUCCCAUACUAUUAAAGAAUCUUUAAGGCAUAUCCUGUUAGAUGUAAAAUGUUAUUAAGAAAAAAGAAAAUAAAUAAACUUGGGCAAUGAAUUUAGCUGGAGCAGAAAUUCAUGAUAUCAAUUGGUAUUGCGCAAAGCAAGCUUUAAGCAGAACUCUUAAAGGAAGAUAAGCUGUUGAAUAUGUAGAAAAUAAUAUCCCAACUUAAAGUAUAUAAUUUCAUAUAAAAUAAGGUUACAUUGUUAUUUAAAAGGAUGUUUCAAGAAUGGCAAAAGCAUAUGUUAGUGAUUUAAGUCUUUUCCUAAGUGUGGCAAAUAAGGAAAGCAAAGUCAUAUUAGACUCUGUUGAAUUGAUUUGAA
Molecule: messenger RNA, 469 nt
Organism: Paramecium pentaurelia
Lineage: Eukaryota; Ciliophora; Oligohymenophorea; Peniculida; Parameciidae
Source: the annotation of a GenBank genome assembly